Messenger RNA from Colletotrichum orchidophilum, 2067 nucleotides. RefSeq names its product nonselective cation channel. The coding region runs from base 1 to 2067 and encodes 688 amino acids. The record is from RefSeq and is a predicted model, not a curated record. NCBI's taxonomy places the organism in Eukaryota, Fungi, Ascomycota, Sordariomycetes, Glomerellales, Glomerellaceae. The transcript has 4 exons.
AUGGAAGAAGGAGAGGGCCCCCGGACCCCGGAUUUGAUUGACUGGGCUCGACCGCUGUCACCAUGGGGUGAUGGAGAUUCGGUAACGCGUGUCGUGAACGCCAACGAUGUGCCCGAUUUGGAGGCAGAGCAACAUGUCUCUGUCAGCGCCACCGCCAGCGUGAGCGUGAGCACCGAGGUGCCGCCAUCCGUGUAUUUUACGAUACAUCGAAUCAGGCGACUUGUAUUAGCAAGCAUAGAUGACCCCUACACCCUGGAUCAGCUCCGCGAGCCUAGGAUGAACUCAUUAGUCGUUCGACCUCUUGUAGAUCGCCUAUACGACCCUGACGAUCCAACUGUCGCCCAUCAUACUGUGAAUGUCGCCCGCGCAACCCUUUGCGAACUCGUCGCAAGCCGAGUGCUGCGCCGAUACCAUGAGGACCACCCGGGUCAAAUAGGUCUUCUAAUCCUGGCGCACAUUCUUGUCGAGGGAUUCGACCCAUUCCAAGGCGCCCCCGAGGAAGUGGAAAGCGAAUGCCGGCAAGCCCAGUGGCCUAUUCAGCGCCGCGACGGCCAUGAAAGAAAACUCACGACGUUGGAGCUGGCCAUCAUCUCUGAGAGCAAGCUCUUCUUGAGCUCUUCAGCCUGCCAGAGACUCGUUGACGCGGUUUGGCAGGGGGUUGUCACUUAUACCCCGCUGUCGUUCGUCGAUAUCCUUCCGGACCAUUACGAGUAUGCCUCGGUCUCGCUAUACGAGCCACACAGGGCCCCGUUACUCGAUGAUCGACGGCUCAUUGUGCCGUGGAUCCGGCAGGUGACUGAGUUGUUCCAGUUCAUCACUCUUGUCAUUCUAUAUCUCCUGACAAUGGUGUACCGGAGUAGCGCCACGGUGAGUGGAUGGGAAUGUCUGUUUGCCGUAUACACGGCCGGAUGGACUCUCAACGAGUUUGCGGCGAUCAUCGAGCACGGUUGGGCAGUUCACUCUCAGACUCUAUGGUCAUUUCUCGACAUCACGUUCAGCUUCAUUUUCAGCUGCUAUGUCUUUGCUCGGGUAUACGACGUCUUGGCAUACAGCGGGGUCAUCGCGGACGGCUACGGGGUGCAUAUUUUAUGCCUGGCAGCUCCCGUGCUUCUCACCCGCGUGGCCUUUACUAUCAUGCCAGACAAUAUCGUCUUCAUCGCCAUACAUGCCAUGAUGAAGGACUUCACCCGUCUGACCUUUAUCUCCAUAUGGUGCUUCAUGGGCUUCUUCCUAUCCUUGCAAUGGCUGAUAGGAAGCAACGAAACGGCCAUCAGCGCAAGCGGUAACAAGCCUGCUUUGAAUUGGUACGACACCUGCAAGUGGCUCAUCUGGACGUGGUUCGGCUUGGAUGGCACCGGAAUUGACCGCUCAGAUGAGUUCCACCCCAUCCUAGGGCCAGCUCUUAUGAUUGCAUUUGCGUUUCUUGGCAAUAUUCUCUUCCUCACAAUCUUGGUGGCGCUCUUGAGCAAUACCUUUUCAAAGCUCAUCGCAGACGCCCCGGCCGAGAUCCAAUUUCGACGGGCCGUACUCACCUUUGCCGGCGUAAAGAGCGAUUCUAUCUUUGCCUACCCACCGCCAUUCAAUCUGAUGGCGAUUGCGAUCCUCCUCCCACUCAAAUCUGUUCUGAGCCCCCGAUCUUUCCACGAUCUCAACGUGUCCGUCAUCCGGUUGUUGAACGCGCCAGCACUACUCAUCAUCAGCGCUCUAGAGCGUCGCCGGCUAGCUCACCCCCGCCGCGCACGAUCACAGUCUCUGCUCAACUGGAGCUUCAGUGGGUUCAACCCGCACGGAGACAUUCAGGCCGUGUUCAAGGUGGAGCCGCCGCCGGGAGUGGAGCGAGAGCUGGAGGAGCUGGAUAACCUGAGCGAUGUCGGCUUCGCGGAGAGUGAACUCGGCUCCCGCGUGUCGUGGGACGUGAACAGGUCGAGGUCAAGGCGGAGAAUGGCAAGGAGAAGGCGGCCUGGAAGAAUGGUGUCGCCGAUCAGCGUGGUAUUUCCAUUGCCGAGCGUUCAGAGGGCCGGGACGAACGAGUUUGAGCCGUUGUCCGGAUCGCCGGUGAGGGUGUAG